Molecule: messenger RNA, 1824 nt
Organism: Histoplasma mississippiense
Lineage: Eukaryota; Fungi; Ascomycota; Eurotiomycetes; Onygenales; Ajellomycetaceae
Exons: 2
Coding region: 1-1824 (607 amino acids)
Biological process (GO): proteolysis
Molecular function (GO): zinc ion binding; metallocarboxypeptidase activity
Source: RefSeq, a predicted model, not a curated record
AUGCGUCUAUUCACCCAUGGCCAGGUGCUUGCUCUUCUGGCCUUCGUGAACACCAUCUCUGCUAUCCCGUCAUUCUCUACCAACAGCUAUCCCGCCCACCCUGCGGAACCGGUCUCUCUUGUCUCACAGCACCAGCCUCAGGCUCCUCUUGGACUGUGGACGAGACUUCGCAAUUCGGUGAUAGAGAGAGUGUGGGGUGUUCCGCCUCAACAGCGCCAUAGAGGGGGAAAUAAGCACCAGUAUCCUCCAUUCUCCGCCCCUGCGUCUUUACGAACGCGGUAUGGUGAUGAUGUCGUCCUGCGAUUUAAACUACAAACUGCAGAUGAAGUCAAGGCGCUUGUCGAGGCGUCUAAUAUUCUCUUCUUAGAUGUCUGGUCGUCAACCGAUGAGUGGAUAGAUAUCAGGCUGGCCAAGGAUGUGGUUCCAUCCCUCCUCGGUUUGCUUCCAAAGUCACUGCAAACAACACAUGUCCCUCUCAUUCGUGACCUUCCUCAAACCAUCUAUGAAUCCUAUCCUUCCCCAUUCCAGAGCUCCUCGGGCCAUGAACGAGGUUUCUUGCCUUCCGGUGAACCCUCCUCCGAUGCAACGAACAUAUUCUUCGAAAAUUAUCAACCGCUUUCCGUGAUUGUUCCUUGGAUGCGUUUGCUAGCCUCGAUGUUUCCGUCACAUGCCCAAUUUAUUAGCAUUGGCUCGUCAUUUGAGGGUCGCGAUAUCCCAGCUCUUCGAGUGGGAGUUCGGCCAGCUAAUGAUCAGAAACCUCGCCGGACCCUCAUAAUCGAAGGCGGCUCCCAUGCGAGAGAAUGGAUCGGUGUUUCGACAGUAAACUAUGUAGCAUACUCGUUGAUCACUUCCUACGGAAAAUCCAAACCCAUUUCCACACUUCUGGAACAAUUUGACUUCAUCUUCAUCCCGACCAUCAAUCCUGAUGGCUAUGUGUACACUUGGGAAACUGAUCGCCUGUGGAGAAAAAACAGGCAGGAAACUAGCCUUCCGUUUUGCCAUGGCGUGGACUUGGAUCGCACAUGGGGCUUCGAAUGGAACGGCAACGUUACUGGAGAUAACCCGUGCUUAGAAUCUUACGGCGGAGAUAAGCCAUUUGCGGGAGUUGAAGCUCACCAAUUAGCUGAAUGGGUGAAAGAGCAAACAGAGCAACGUAACGCUAAAUUCGUCGCCUUCGUUGAUCUCCACUCAUAUUCCCAACAAAUCCUGUAUCCAUAUUCAUAUUCCUGUCUAUCUCAGCCACCCAACUUGGAAAAUCUCGAAGAGCUUGCGAUGGGCAUUGCAAAGGCAAUUCGCCUGACCAACAGAAAAACCUACGCCGUAAGCUCGGCCUGUGGGGGACUCAUGGCGUCUCAGAAGAAAAAAGUCAAAUCGGAAACAUUCCUCCGAAUGGAGAGUACCGGAGGCAGUGCGCUGGACUGGUUCUAUCAUGACUUCGGUGUCAAAUACGCCUACCAACUCAAACUGCGCGACAGAGGCAGCUAUGGGUUCCUAUUGCCGCGGGAAAAUAUCGUCCCAACGGGGAAUGAGGUGUUCAAUGCAGUUAUGAUGUUAGGCAGAUUCUUGUUGGGGAAAUCCCGUGCAUUUCAGGAAUUGGAUUGGGACGCUGGGUUUCAGCGGCCCAACAAGGAUGACAAACCUAUCCUUAAUGACGAUGACGAUGAUGAUAAUGAUGACGAUGAUGAUGAUGAUGAUGAUGCUGACACGAACGAUGAUGGAAUUGGCCGAAAAGAUGACUCCUGGGUACCCGAUGAGUACAAAGGCGAUAACGAUCGAGAUGAAAGUGAUGGUGGGUGGGGCUUCCGUAGACUGCGAAAACGAUAG